AUGCUCUCCCCUGCACCACAUAUCAUGCUUUGUUUCAGAAACUUCUUGGUUGAAAAAAACUACACAUUUGGCUAUUGGUACAAUCAAUGUGACAAGAGUCUAAGCCCUUUCAGUUCUAAAUCAUCACCUCCUUGGUCUGAUGUGGUAUUAUGCACGACGUGGUGUGGAAGGCUGUGUUGCAGAUUGAAAUGGUGUGCCGGACUAUGGCCUUUACAGCUGACGAAUGGCUACUGCUUUCGGGUAAUGAACCAAACAAUGGCUACCAGUAUCGAUGUUGAGGAGAGCCUAAAGGGAUUUGUCUUAAGUCAAGGUGAUCGUUGUGAAUUCUUGGUCUGA
Messenger RNA from Lathyrus sativus (Indian pea), 336 nucleotides. Lineage: Eukaryota; Viridiplantae; Streptophyta; Magnoliopsida; Fabales; Fabaceae. The record is from the annotation of a GenBank genome assembly.